AUGGAGCCGAACGGCUCUGUAGCCGUCGGCAGUCGAUUAAUUCUCGAUGGUCGUAUGACAUCAACAUCUUCAUCAUCCUAUGCCUCAUCAGGAGCUGAUGGGUCCGAAAUUGGCUCAGAACCAACACUUAACUUGUUGGGAAUGGCUUUAACUAUAAUUCCAUUAAUAACAAUUGCUGGAAACAUUCUUGUUAUACUAUCUGUCCUGCGUUUUCGAGCACUUCAGACAGCCAUCAACUUCUUGAUACUUGGCUUAGCAGUGGCUGACCUGCUUGUAGCAAUAUUCGUGAUGCCAUACGCCGUCUAUGUACAUGUUUAUCGUGGAAUGUGGUAUUUGGGAAAUUUGAUGUGUAACAUCUAUAUGGCUUGUGAUGUUGCCUGUAGUACAGCUUCCAUUCUUCUACUGGCUGUUAUCAGUUUUGAUAGGUAUCGAGCAGUUAGCCGUCCGAUUCAGUACUCAAGGCAAUCACAAAACAUUCGUCGAGUCUUUGCCAUGAUCUGUGGAAUUUGGAUUAUAUCACUGGCUCUAGCCAGUCCAAUAGUAUUCGGAGUGAAUGUUCGACCGAUGGAUGCAAGUAAAACGGAAUGUCGUUUAUACAAUGCCGAAUUCUCAAUCGGAUCUUCCAUUAUCUCUUUUAUAAUUCCAUGUAUUCUGGUAUUAUUUGUGUAUAUAAGAAUCAUAGUGGCUUUGAAAAAACGUGAAAAAGCAGCUCGUCUGAGACGACAGAAAAACUUAGGAAUAAGCUCAGCAUCUUCUGGUCUUCAGAAUAGUAAUGAUGAUGGUGAUGAAGCUGGCCGAAUAGUUGCUGGUCCAGAAGAACGCGAUUUCGGUGGAUCAUCUACACCUCGUAGUAGUGUAGAUGAAUCAUUAUCUGAGAAUGUUAACGUUAUCAGUAAUGAUUUUCUAUCUGAAGGAUUCACAAAUGCAUCUCGUCGUUCUUCGGUUGGAGAAGAGGAAUCACAACCAACAUCUUCGCAAAACUCAUCAGCUGAAAGUGCAACAAAGAAGUCUCGCAAGUUCAAGCAUCGAUCGAAGACGCUAGACAUUGCUGCGACCAGCCGAUCUGCUUCAUUUUCUUUGAACACUCUGCGAGGUGGAAGUGAAGCUAUUUUACCUUCAAUCAUACGCUCAAUUUCUCGUCGAAGUCCUCGUCUCUUCCGAUCUCAACAUCAUCAUGAGGAAAAUAUAGUUAUAUCUAAUUCUGAUUUGAAAGAUCCACUGGAUGCAGCUUCAAUUCGUGCAGAUGAAGCACGUAGAACAUCCCAAACUGAAACGGAAACAAUUUCUGCCUCAAGGACGGAUGUUAUGCCAACAGCGAAUUUCAGUCGAAGCACUACAGUCAACAGUGAACUUCUUGGAUCGCCUGAAGCUAGCUCAAUGACAAUAUUCGAGAAUCCAGCAAACAAAAUAUUCGAUCAGUCGCAAGAGGAAACAAAGCUGACCGACGAAACGUCUGCUAAGGAAGAUUCACAGCCAACAGUCACAUUUUCUAUGACUGUUCGGAACAUGACAGAAUCUCCGAGCAAAGAUCAGAAGUUGAAAGGUUGUGGUUACUCGAUGGAGAAUGUUGAGACCAAUCCUUUGAUGACUACUGAGCCAGCAUUAGCUGUCAAAAUAUUAACUCGCGGAUCUGUUUCACACGACCCUGUAUUCAUGCGGAUGGAUUCUGCUGGCUCUUCACUAGGACGAUUAGAACGUAAAGAAAGCUGGAAGUCUAACCAAUCAUCAUCGACUCAAGCUGCAGCUGCACCUCCAGUAGUAUCAAACAAUAAGCCAAAACCGAAGAACGGCUUAGCUGUGAAGCUUGUCAAGAAAACUUUACGACAUGAGCAGAGCCUAAAACGAAAGGUCUCCAAAGCGCAUCGCAAAGAGAAAAGAGCAACGAAAACUUUAGGAGUUGUUGUUGGAGUCUUCUUAGUCUGUUGGGUUCCAUUUUUUGUUAUCAACAUCUUGAACGCUGUCUGUAUCUUGUUUAAUAAGGAAUUCUGUCAGGUUAGCUUCGAUGUCUUCUUCUAUUGUACAUGGAUUGGAUAUAUGAAUUCAUUUAUGAAUCCCAUCAUUUAUACAAUUUUUAACACGGAGUUUCGUCGUGCUUUCAAAUCGCUCAUAUUUGGACGAGAAAAUGGUCGAAGUUCACGAUGA
Auanema sp. JU1783 is the source of this 2142-nucleotide messenger RNA. The record is from the annotation of a GenBank genome assembly. Lineage: Eukaryota; Metazoa; Nematoda; Chromadorea; Rhabditida; Rhabditidae.